Pongo pygmaeus (Bornean orangutan) is the source of this 3620-nucleotide messenger RNA. RefSeq names its product proline, glutamate and leucine rich protein 1 (gene PELP1). The record is from RefSeq and is a predicted model, not a curated record. The transcript has 17 exons. Bases 67 to 3573 code for a protein of 1168 amino acids. Gene Ontology annotation, cellular component: nucleus. Gene Ontology annotation, biological process: rRNA processing. NCBI's taxonomy places the organism in Eukaryota, Metazoa, Chordata, Mammalia, Primates, Hominidae.
AAGCCUCAUCCGCCAUCACUCCGGGAACCGAGCACUGCCUCGGCGCCCAGGCUGCUCUCCCCGCGCAUGCUCCUUCCCAGCCUGAGCCCGCGAGUCCAGCCUGCCUUCAUCCAGUGCGCAGGACCGCAGCCCCCUCCCCACGCCCCCUCCCCAGUAGGCGGCCGUCGCGGUGUGUUUGCGUCAUCGCGCCACGCCACCACUGAAGCCCAGAGGAAGAUGGCGGCAGCCGUUCUGAGUGGGCCCUCUGCGGGCUCCGCGGCUGGGGUUCCUGGCGGGACCGGGGGUCUCUCGGCAGUGAGCUCGGGCCCGCGGCUCCGCCUGCUGCUGCUGGAGAGUGUUUCUGGUUUGCUGCAACCUCGAACGGGGUCUGCCGUUGCUCCGGUGCAUCCCCCAAACCGCUCGGCCCCACAUUUGCCCGGGCUCAUGUGCCUAUUGCGGCUGCAUGGGUCGGUGGGCGGGGCCCAGAACCUUUCAGCUCUUGGGGCAUUGGUGAGUCUCAGUAAUGCACGUCUCAGUUCCAUCAAAACUCGGUUCGAGGGCCUGUGUCUGCUGUCCCUGCUGGUAGGGGAGAGCCCCACAGAGCUAUUCCAGCAGCACUGUGUGUCUUGGCUUCGGAGCAUUCAGCAGGUGUUACAGACCCAGGACCCGCCUGCCACAAUGGAGCUGGCCGUGGCUGUCCUGAGGGACCUCCUCCGAUAUGCAGCCCAACUGCCUGCACUGUUCCGGGACAUCUCCAUGAACCACCUCCCUGGCCUUCUCACCUCCCUGCUGGGCCUCAGGCCAGAGUGUGAGCAGUCAGCAUUGGAAGGAAUGAAGGCUUGUAUGACCUAUUUCCCUCGGGCUUGUGGUUCUCUCAAAGGCAAGCUGGCCUCAUUUUUUCUGUCUAGGGUGGAUGCCUUGAGCCCUCAGCUCCAACAGUUGGCCUGUGAGUGUUAUUCCCGGCUGCCCUCUUUAGGGGCUGGCUUUUCCCAAGGCCUGAAGCACACCGAGAGCUGGGAGCAGGAGCUACACAGUCUGCUGGCCUCACUGCACACCCUGCUGGGGGCCCUGUACGAGGGAGCAGAGACCGCUCCUGUGCAGAAUGAAGGCCCUGGGGUGGAGAUGCUGCUGUCCUCAGAAGAUGGUGAUGCCCAUGUCCUUCUCCAGCUUCGGCAGAGGUUUUCGGGACUGGCCCGCUGCCUAGGGCUCAUGCUCAGCUCUGAGUUUGGAGCUCCCGUGUCCGUCCCUGUGCAGGAAAUCCUGGAUUUCAUCUGCCGGACCCUCAGCGUCAGUAGCAAGAAUAUUAGCUUGCAUGGAGAUGGUCCCCUGCGGCUGCUGCUGCUGCCCUCUAUCCACCUUGAGGCCUUGGACCUGCUGUCUGCACUCAUCCUUGCGUGUGGAAGCCGGCUCUUGCGCUUUGGGAUCCUGAUCAGCCGCCUGCUUCCCCAGGUCCUCAAUUCCUGGAGCAUCGGUAGAGAUUCCCUCUCUCCAGGCCAGGAGAGGCCUUACAGCACGGUUCGGACCAAGGUGUAUGCGAUAUUAGAGCUGUGGGUGCAGGUUUGUGGGGCCUCGGCGGGAAUGCUUCAGGGAGGAGCCUCUGGAGAGGCCCUGCUCACCCACCUGCUCAGUGACAUCUCCCCGCCAGCUGAUGCCCUUAAGCUGCGUAGCCCACGGGGGAGCCCUGAUGGGAGUUUGCAAACUGGGAAGCCCAGCGCCCCCAAGAAGCUAAAGCUGGAUGUGGGGGAAGCUAUGGCCCCGCCAAGCCACCGGAAAGGAGAUAGCAAUGCCAACAGCGACGUGUGUGCGGCUGCACUCAGAGGCCUCAGCCGGACCAUCCUCAUGUGUGGGCCUCUCAUCAAGGAGGAGACUCACAGGAGACUGCAUGACCUGGUCCUCCCCCUGGUCAUGGGUGUACAGCAGGGUGAGGUCCUAGGCAGCUCCCCGUACACGAGCUCCCGCUGCCGCCGUGAACUCUACUGCCUGCUGCUGGCACUGCUGCUGGCCCCUUCUCCUCGCUGCCCACCUCCUCUUGCCUGUGCCCUGCAAGCCUUCUCCCUCGGCCAGCGAGAAGAUAGCCUUGAGGUCUCCUCUUUCUGCUCAGAAGCACUGGUGACCUGUGCUGCUCUGACCCACCCCCGGGUUCCUCCCCUGCAGCCCAUGGGCCCCACCGGCCCCACACCUGCCCCAGCUCCCCCUCCUGAGGCCCCAUCGCCCUUCAGGGCCCCACCCUUCCAUCCUCCGGGCCCCAUGCCCUCAGCAGGCCCCAUGCCCUCAGCAGGCCCUGUGCCCUCGGCACGCCCUGGACCUCCCACCACAGCCAACCACCUAGGCCUUUCUGUCCCAGGCCUAGUGUCUGUCCCUCCCCGGCUUCUUCCUGGCCCUGAGAACCACCGGGCAGGCUCAAAUGAGGACCCCAUCCUUGCACCUAGUGGGACUCCCCCACCUACUAUACCCCCAGAUGAAACUUUUGGGGGGAGAGUGCCCAGACCAGCCUUUGUCCACUAUGACAAGGAGGAGGCAUCUGAUGUGGAGAUCUCCUUGGAAAGUGACUCUGAUGACAGCGUGGUGAUCGUGCCCGAGGGGCUUCCCCCCCUGCCACCCCCACCACCCUCAGGUGCCACACCACCCCCUAUAGCCCCCACUGGGCCACCGACAGCCUCCCCUCCUGUGCCAGCCAAGGAGGAGCCUGAAGAACUUCCUGCAGCCCCAGGGCCUCUCCCGCCACCCCCACCUCCGCCCCCGCCUGUUCCUGGUCCUGUGACGCUCCCUCCACCCCAGUUGGUCCCUGAAGGGACUCCUGGUGGGGGAGGACCCCCAGCCCUGGAAGAGGAUUUGACAGUUAUUAAUAUCAACAGCAGUGAUGAAGAGGAGGAGGAAGAGGAAGAAGAAGAAGAAGAAGAAGAGGAAGAAGAGGAAGAGGAAGAAGACUUUGAGGAAGAGGAAGAGGAUGAAGAGGAGUAUUUUGAAGAGGAAGAAGAGGAGGAAGAAGAGUUUGAGGAAGAAUUUGAGGAAGAAGAAGGUGAGUUAGAGGAAGAAGAAGAAGAGGAGGAUGAGGAGGAGGAAGAAGAAUUGGAAGAGGUGGAAGACCUGGAGUUUGGCACAGCAGGAGGGGAGGUAGAAGAAGGUGGACCUCCACCCCCAACCCUGCCUCCAACUCUGCCUCCCCCUGAGUCUCCCCCAAAGGUGCAGUCUGAGCCAGAACCAGAACCCGGGCUGCUUUUGGAAGUGGAGGAGCCAGGGACAGAGGAGGAGCAUGGGGCUGACACAGCUCCCACCCUGGCCCCUGAAGUGCUCCCCUCCCAGGGAGAGGUGGAGAGGGAAGGGGAAAGCCCUGCGGCAGGGCCCCCUCCCCAGGAGCUUGUUGAAGAAGAGCCCUCUGCUCCCCCAACCCUGUUGGAAGAGGAGACUGAGGAUGGGAGUGACAAGGUACAGCCCCCACCAGAGACACCUGCAGAAGAAGAGAUGGAGACAGAGACAGAGGCCGAAGCUCACCAGGAAAAGGAGCAGGAUGACACAGCUGCCAUGCUGGCCGACUUCAUCGAUUGUCCCCCUGAUGAUGAGAAGCCACUGCCUCCCACAGAGCCUGACUCCUAGCCAUCUUCUGCACCCCACUCUUUGUUUCCAAUAAAGUUAUGUCCUUA